Molecule: messenger RNA, 2680 nt
Organism: Microtus oregoni (creeping vole)
Lineage: Eukaryota; Metazoa; Chordata; Mammalia; Rodentia; Cricetidae
Gene: Minpp1
Product: multiple inositol-polyphosphate phosphatase 1
Exons: 5
Coding region: 184-1629 (481 amino acids)
Molecular function (GO): inositol phosphate phosphatase activity; acid phosphatase activity
Source: RefSeq, a predicted model, not a curated record
ACCGCGGUUCCCAGCGAUCGUCCGCCCUACAGCUCUGAGCCAACUCUGAAGCUGAGGUACCGGAGAGCACGCUCGCUCUCAGAGGUCCCCAGCCGGAAGCGCGCUCUACUCCCGCCCCCCGCCGGCGGAUCCGGAAGUGGGGGUCGGCCGCGGCGCGCCGCCCUCCGCGGGCCCCCGGGCAGGAUGCUCUCCGGCGUCCGCAGCCGCCUCCCGGCCUCUGUAGCACCCGCCGCGGUCCUGGCUGCGGCGCUGCUCUCGUCGUUCGCGCGCUGCUCUCUCUCGGGGCGCGGCGACCCGGUGGCGUCGGUGCUCAGCCCCUACUUCGGCACGAAGACUCGCUACGAAGAUGUCAACCCCUGGCUGCUGGUCAACCCGGUGGCUCAGCAGCGGGACCCGAAGCUGCUGGCGGGGACCUGCACCCCGGUGCAGCUGGUCGCCCUCAUCCGUCACGGCACCCGCUACCCUACGACCAAGCAGAUCCGCAAGCUGAGGCAGCUGCAGGGGCUGCUGCAGACUCGGGGAACCGGAGACCGCGGGAGCGGAGUGGCAGCCGCGCUGGCCGAGUGGUCGCUGUGGUACGAUGACUGGAUGGACGGGCAGCUGGUGGAGAAGGGGCGGCAGGACAUGCGACAGCUGGCACUGCGCCUCGCCGCCCUCUUCCCCGACCUCUUCAGCCGGGAGAACUACGGCCGCCUGCAGCUGAUCACCAGCUCCAAGCACCGCUGUGUGGACAGCAGCGCCGCCUUCCUCCAAGGGCUGUGGCAACACUACCACCCCGGACUGCCACCGCCAGACGUCUCAGAUAUGGGGUGUGACCCUCCAAUAAUUAACGAUAAACUAAUGAGGUUCUUUGAUCAUUGUGAGAAGUUUUUAACUGAUGUGGAAAGAAACGAUUCGGCUCUUUAUCAUGUAGAAGCCUUCAAAACUGGACCUGAAAUGCAGAAGACUUUAAACAAAGUUUCAGCUACAUUACAAGUGCCAGUAAACAGUUUAAAUGCAGACUUAAUUCAGGUAGCUUUUUUCACCUGUUCAUUUGACCUGGCAAUUAAAGGCGUCCAUUCUCCUUGGUGUGAUGUGUUUGAUGUAGAUGACGCAAAGGUACUGGAAUAUUUAAAUGAUCUGAAGCAAUAUUGGAAACGAAGCUAUGGCUAUAGCAUUAACAGCCGGUCCAGCUGCACCCUGUUUCAGGAUAUCUUUUUACACAUGGACAAAGCAGUUGAGCAGAAGCAAAGGUCUCAGCCAGUUUCUUCUCCAGUCAUCCUCCAGUUUGGUCAUGCAGAGACCCUCCUGCCACUGCUCUCACUCAUGGGCUACUUCAAAGACAAGGAGCCUCUCACAGCAUAUAAUUUUAAGGAGCAGGACCAUCGCAAGUUCCGAAGUGGCCGCAUCGUACCUUAUGCCUCAAACUUGAUAUUUGUGCUUUACCACUGUGAAAACGCAAAGACCCCACAAGAAGAAUUCCAAGUACAGAUGCUGCUGAACGAAAAGGUGUUACCUUUGGCUCACUCGCAGGAAACCGUUGCUUUUUAUGAGGAUCUGAAGAGCCACUACAAGGACAUUCUUGAGAACUGUCAAACCAGUAAGGAAUGCGACCUUCCCAAAGUGAACAUCACCUCUGAUGAGCUGUGAGGAGCUGAGGGCAAACUCAGUCUGGUAGUGCCUUCCUCGGGGUGAUUGUGUUUGCAGUAGGUAGGCAACGUCUCUAUCCAGAAAGCUUUCAAGGCCUUGGGGUCGUGGUAUACAGCUUUAAUCCCAGCCCUCUGGAGACAGGCAAGAGGAUCUCUGUGAGUUCAAGGCUAGCCUGAUCUUCAUAGUGAGUUUCAGGCCAGCCAAGGCUACAUAGAGAAAUCACCAUAGAUUGCUUAGUCCUUGUGUCUUUUCACAGAAAAUAAUAAUUUCUUUUAGGAUCUGGGCAUACGGGUAGGACAUGACUUUCCCUGGGGCAGCUCUCAUCAGGGCAAAGCCAAGUCCAAGGAAACAGCUGGCCCAGCAAGUGUCUGCAGAGCUGAAAUUGCUCCAACUUAACCUAAGAAACUCCCUGGGAUGGAACAUUCUUAGAAAGUGACACUUCAGAAUGUUGGAUACCAAAGCACAGUGUCCCUGGAUGAGCUAAGUCAGGGACUUCAGUGAUCAUGUUGACUUCCUUCCUUCUGCUUCAUGUAGGUCACCGCUAGCACAAAUGACGUCAUUCAGUCAUAAAUGUGGUAACGUGGCGCCUGGCUUCAGAAGAAAGCCUAAAAUAAUAGCCCCCCAGAGGGUGUGCGAAGAACCAGGCUGAAGCAGACUGAAAGUGUGGGGUAUUUUUGUUACUAUUAUUUAUAAAAAUAUUUAAACACUUCAUCAGUAAUUUCCUUCAACCUCCAAGGAGGUCUUGCAGGGUCACCUGAAUUCCAUUUGGCCUGUCUGUGGUGUGUCGUGAUGGCAGAGUGCACACUGGGCAGACAGAUGCCAGCCUUUCUCACGUUCAUUGCAGGCUGCCCUUUUCAUUCCAUCAUGGCUUUCCUUUUUAUAUUUUGUUAUUACAUUAAGCAUAUUUUUUUGGUGCUUUGGAUUUUCUCUUUUUAAAUAAAGACUAUUCUGGCUGAUUUAAUUGUAUAACUUUCAAACCUGUUUCACAGAAAUUCUGAGUUCUCUCAAAUGCCAUGAAAGUGUUUGCUGCAAUAAAGUUCUUGUGACUUUA